AUGAGCUUCAUGAUGUGUCUUCAGACUUGUCCAGCUGGGCUCCGCCCUCUCAAGCCACAUCGUCACUGCCCCGACUGGGACCGUCUUGCUGCCGACGACCUCCAAGCCAUCAAUGGCGCACGGGGCUCCGCCCUUCCCAACUCCAUCCACAACCACGACAAGGACCAUCCCAAGACCCUGUCGUCUCUUCUUGGCUGCGACAUCGAUAAUGCCAACUGCCCACAACAUCUCUCGCCCAUCACCUACCGGGCCUACGCCCUGUACUCCACGGCCUUCGCCCACCACUACCUCAGCUGGGCGGUCUACCUACCAGACAGACUGUGGGAGUCACUGCUCAAGUUGCAAGAUGAUCUCAAUAAGCUUCAAUGUCACGACUCCAAGUCCAAGCCUCUCCACCAGUGUGACAAGGCCCUGCCCCUCCUCUACUCUCACGGGUUCACUCCACCAGAAGGGACACUACAAUGA
Babesia ovata is the source of this 465-nucleotide messenger RNA. Its product is annotated as Ribosome-binding protein 1. The record is from RefSeq and is a predicted model, not a curated record. NCBI's taxonomy places the organism in Eukaryota, Apicomplexa, Aconoidasida, Piroplasmida, Babesiidae. The transcript has a single exon. The coding region runs from base 1 to 465 and encodes 154 amino acids.